This is a messenger RNA of Cutaneotrichosporon oleaginosum, 1350 nucleotides long. RefSeq lists its product as uncharacterized. Gene Ontology annotation, molecular function: nucleic acid binding. The record is from RefSeq and is a predicted model, not a curated record. Lineage: Eukaryota; Fungi; Basidiomycota; Tremellomycetes; Trichosporonales; Trichosporonaceae.
AUGACCGACGUCGACUCCCCUGCACCUCUCCGCCUCCCUGCCAUCCUCCAGAACCCUGGAAACAAAGCCCUCCGCCAAGUAGAAGCAUUCAACGCGCAGCAGCGCGAGCGCGCCGCCGCCCGCCGCGACGCCAAAUCAGCACCAGAGGAAGCGCAUAAGCGGGGCAAGCGCUUCGUGCGCCGCAUGAACAACGCGGCGCACGUCGACAACCCGCACGCCGUCCUGCCCAAGCGCGGGGACAUGAUGCCUACCGUGCCCCUGCAUUACCACCCGCUGCGCCCGUCGUUCCCCUCCGAUGCGUUGGAGCGGAGCACACACAUCCCCUCCGUGUCGGCGGCACGCGCCGAUCCUUUGGGCGCCUCGUCCGCCCAUGGCGCGUUCACCACCUCGUUGAAGGGCACCAGGGCGAUGCUGCGGCGGCGCGGCCGCCGCGCCGAGACGAUUGUGCCUGUGCUCGAGAACGCCGUGCGGGCUUGGCUCGGGGGCGAGUAUGACAAGCCGCCUGGCGGCGACUGGGCUCCCAUUGACCCCACGGUAGUAGAUUACUCUGACGCGGCGACGGGGGAGGGCCAGAGCGGUCCCAGCCGCCUUCCUCGGCAGCACCAGGUCACGGAUGUCCCCGAGCUCCCCAUCGUCAACGGCAAGGUCAGCGCCGUCCUCGAGCUGAGCCGCAGCCCGGCCCACCUGUCCUGGACUGUGCCAGACAGCUUUGACCGCCUCGUCGUCCACCUCGUAGCGCGCUACUACGAGCUGAUCUCGUGGAGCGAAGAUCAACGGACGGCCACAGGGCAAGUGGUGCGCCUGACGCACAUCGUGCGGCCAAACAUCGUCAAGCCCAAGCCUCCACCCGCCUCCCAUGCCCUCCUUACGCCCGAGACCAGCGAUGUCUCGGGCGUGUCAGGCUCCGACACGGAGCACCUCAGCGCCGAGUCGGACGCCUCGGACGCCGCGACCGAGGUCGCGCACUCGGACACGGAGAGCGUGAUCGGCGACGACGACACGCGCCAUGCCGGCGACGUGAGUGCAGCGUCGCAGUCGCUCAGCGAGCGAUGGGCCGACGACGCGAGCGACGGCGGGGCGCAUGCGCACGAGAGCCUGACAGAGCGGCUUGGCGCGCUCGGGCUGCACCGCACAGAGAGCCACGGCUCGUCGGCGUACGCGUCCUCCGAGGGCGGGUGGACCGACGGCGGCGUGGACAGCAUCGUCUUUCACCCCGAAGAGAGGUGGCCCGAAUCGCCCGUUGCGGGCACCGCAUCCCUUCCCCAACUCAAGGGCGGUGCACCGCAACGCCUGGGCGGUAAUGGGCCGCUGGACAAGCCGUCAUUCUUCGAGUAUCUGUUUGGGGAGUAA